Molecule: messenger RNA, 1898 nt
Organism: Nicotiana tabacum (common tobacco)
Lineage: Eukaryota; Viridiplantae; Streptophyta; Magnoliopsida; Solanales; Solanaceae
Source: RefSeq, a predicted model, not a curated record
UUCAUUUCUUAUUGAAACAUUUCUCAUUUUCUCUUUCACCAUCUUUGUCUUUACAAGAUAAACAAUAAAAAUAUACUAAAAGAAAAAAAAAUAAAGAAGAGAGAAAAACAAAGUCUUUUUGGCUUAUUUUUCCAUCCAUAUUGAUUCUUGAAGAUAAAGAAGAAACCCCCAGAUAAAGAAUUGAAAUAAAAAGGAUUAAUGGCACCAGAUGGAGGAGGAUUGAAAGCAAGAAAUAAUGGAGGGACAAGGCAAGUAUUAAAAAAAGGUCCAUGGACAGCAGCAGAAGAUGCAAUUUUAAUGGAAUAUGUGAAGAAAAAUGGAGAAGGAAAUUGGAAUGCAGUACAAAGGAAUUCAGGAUUAAUGAGAUGUGGGAAAAGUUGUAGGUUAAGAUGGGCUAAUCAUUUGAGGCCUAAUCUUAAAAAAGGUGCAUUUUCUUUAGAGGAAGAAAGGUUUAUUGUGGAACUUCAUGCUAAGCUUGGAAAUAAAUGGGCUCGUAUGGCUGCUCAGAUGCCAGGUAGAACAGACAAUGAAAUCAAAAAUUACUGGAAUACAAGGCUAAAAAGAAGGCAGAGAGCUGGUUUGCCUAUAUACCCUCAAGACAUACAACCACAAUUAAACCAACAAAAUAUUUCUAUCCCUUCACCAUUUGAUAAUAAUCCUCAAAAUUCCAAUUACAUUAAUAACCCCCCUCUUUCCCUUUUAGAUAUUUUCAAUCCUUCAACCAUGAAACCUAGUAAUAUUUCAAAUCAAUACCAAUCCAAUAAUAACCCUUCUCCUUAUCUUACAAAUAACAAUAACAACAACCAACUCAAGUUUUUUCGCGACCCUCGAGUUCGCCUUUCUUUAACAUUAGCAUCAUCGAUAAGAAAUUCACAACAUUCUUCAAUGGUAGCACCCGUGCCUAAUAAUUUUAAUCAGAGCUACUCUAAUUCAAUGCCAGUGCCACCACUUCAACAUAAUUAUCCAAAUUUUGGCUCCACUACAAGACCUUUUACGGGGAUUCCCUCGAACCCAAAUGGUUUAAUCUUAGGAAUGGGCGUGCAAAACAACCCUUCAGUCCAAUCGUCCAUGCCUGAGACUAAAACAUGUUCUAGGAAUACAGGGAGUGAUUUUAUGAAUACAACAUCAAGUGAUGGUGCUGAUAAUUAUGAUAUUAAUCCUGGAUUAUCGCGAGGAAACAGUGGAUUAUUGGAAGAUUUGUUAGAGGAGUCUCAGGCUUUAACUAGAGUUGAGAAAAUAGAAGAGAAUUGUCCAAUUGAAAACGAGGCUAUUAAAGGGAAAUUGGUGUGGGAAGAAUAUGGAUUAAGUGAAGAGGCAGAAGAUAUUAUUUUAACUGAAGAAUCAACAUUUAGUUUUGCUCAAGAAGGUGGUGAUAAUGCCACCCCAAAUAAGCAUUCUGAAGACUCCAGCUCUCUCAAUUCAUCCUCAGGGAUAACAACAAAGGAAGGUUCAUUAGAGCUGGCUAAUCAAGUGGAUGAGGAUAUUAUGAGAUUUCUUGAUAAUUUUCCAGUAGGAGUACCAGUUCCUGAUUGGUGUAAUGAUGAAAAUGAUGAGCAGAAUACUUCUAAUGGCCAAUCUUUCGAAUGUGACCAAAUACAAUCACAUUGCUCAAAAUCAGGCUGAUGAAAAUUCAAAUUCAUGAAUAUGGCAAAAUUGGAGCAUGUUAUUGUAGUGACGUGCUUGUUUUUUUUUUUGGUUAAUUAGAACUAGUAAAUUAAGACAUUUAUAUUCAUAAAAAAAGACCGCUAAGUAAAUAGCAAAGAUUCUUGGAUUUUGUUGUUACUUUUUUUUAAAAAAACUUUAGGUUAAUAUGUAGGUCUAAUGAUAAUUGGCCACUCGAUUGUGUUGGCUUAAUUAUCUGUUGUGUACGAUUCCUAUGAAUCAUGGAAUUUUUUUGA